Molecule: messenger RNA, 219 nt
Organism: Aegilops tauschii subsp. strangulata
Lineage: Eukaryota; Viridiplantae; Streptophyta; Magnoliopsida; Poales; Poaceae
Source: the annotation of a RefSeq genome assembly
AUGAUUUUCAAAUCUUUUCUAUUUAGUAGUCUAAGUUUCUCGAUGAGGAUAAUUAAUUCGGUCGUUGUGGUCGGACUCUAUUAUGGAUUUCUGACUACAUUCUCCAUAGGUCCCUCUAAGAAGGAGAUAUUCGCGACUACUGGCGAUUUCAUUAUGGGGCAGCUCAUGAUCUUCAUAUCGAUCUAUUAUCCACCUCUGUAUCUAUUCUUUCUUAGCUAA